AUGGAUGGAACAAGUAUGGAUGAAACGAGAACAGACGAAGACACCAAUGACGAAGUCAAUGUUCUCAUUUUCGACUAUAUCAUUUGCUUGGCUAUACACGCAGCCAUGGACGUGGCACAGGGUAACACAGGCGAGUGGGAUAUGUCCUGGCUCGAAGAUACUCUACGGGCUUUGCGAUCAGUGCUUCCGCCGAUAAAAGAGCUACCAGUGGAUCUUCAGAUAAAGGCCCAGGUAUUUGAAAUUGCUCGGGUGUUGAGCAAGGCAUCUUAUCCAGGGCCAGCGGAACUGGCGGAGAUGGCAAGCACAUUCGUGUCUACAUGUAACGCCAAAAAAGAAGACAUGCUAGCUCUACACGCGAUGGAGGUUGCGAGUCACAUUCGUAACGAGAGCAGCCAAACAGCUGUCGUUAAUAGUCUCCUUUCCGUCAUGCAACUAUUAGCGCCGCCCAUACUCAUACAGCUCGAAAGAGGGCGACUCGAGGGCUUGAACCGGAACGAAACGCAACAGCUGAAGCGAAGGAUAGGCAUGGUAUAA
Molecule: messenger RNA, 534 nt
Organism: Aspergillus nidulans FGSC A4
Lineage: Eukaryota; Fungi; Ascomycota; Eurotiomycetes; Eurotiales; Aspergillaceae
Exons: 2
Coding region: 1-534 (177 amino acids)
Source: RefSeq, a predicted model, not a curated record